UCAAACAAGAUUUGGAGCCGUUUUCUUAUCUAGUCUCACUGGUGGCUUCAAGCGAUAGCGCGUAUCAAAAAUCAUGAAAUGUUAAUUAUCAUAAAUUAAAACGUAUCUCAAAAUGUAUAUAAAAAGCACGGUGACUAAAGUGUUCGUAUCAUGUUGCUCUAGUGCCUUUUUGAUGGAAAUUUUGAUGACGAAAGCACCGGAAUGCGCUACUUUAAUAACGUUUUUACAGGCUUUCUUUAUAUCUCUACAAGGUUUUGUAUUCACCACGAAAUUCGGCAUGGUGAAACCCUCGAUACCUAUUAAGCAAUACAUAAUUCUGGUGCUGUUAUUUUUUAUUACCAAUGUAGCUAAUAACUAUGUGUACUCAUUGCAUGUGCCAUCUACCCUGCACAUGAUCAUCAGAUCAGCAUCCUCACCCGUCAGCAUGUUAGUAUCAUGGUACAUGUUGAAUCGCACUCCAAAGCCGACUAGAGCUGUCGGCUCUGUCCUCAUUAGUGCAGGAGUGGCGCUGGCGUUGUAUGGCGGCGCCACUAUAGAGCAGGAGCGAGGCACUUUCGUGUAUUGGUGCAUUGGUGUGGCGAUAUUGCUGGCUACGCUGGUGACAGGGGCGUUUACUGGCCUGCAGCAGGAAAUGUUGUAUGCCAAGCAUGGAAAACAUCCUGAGGAGAUGCUGUUCUACACGCACGCUUUACCCCUCGUCAUAUUUCUAUUCAUCACCCCCCACCUAUACAAUACAGCAUUAACCCUAGACCUAGAAACCUGGCUUAUAAUAGCCCUAAAUAUAAUAUCUCAGUUUUUCUGCACCCAAUCCGUCCACCAGCUAGCCACAAAGGAAUCUUCAGUCACGGUGACUUUUAUACUAACUUUAAGAAAGUUCGUGUCACUGAUAUUGUCUUCCGUAGUUUUUAAAAAUAACGUGACCAUUUUACACGUCGCGGGUACAUUGUUGGUUGCUGUAGGUACGUAUGUGUAUUUCGACUAUUUUGUGUGGAAGCAGAGGCCUGUUAAAUAUAAGCAGUACUUAAUACCUAAACUGAAAUAAAUGUCACAUACA
Cydia amplana is the source of this 1054-nucleotide messenger RNA. Its product is annotated as UDP-xylose and UDP-N-acetylglucosamine transporter-like. The record is from RefSeq and is a predicted model, not a curated record. Lineage: Eukaryota; Metazoa; Arthropoda; Insecta; Lepidoptera; Tortricidae. The coding region runs from base 113 to 1042 and encodes 309 amino acids. Gene Ontology annotation, molecular function: UDP-N-acetylglucosamine transmembrane transporter activity; UDP-xylose transmembrane transporter activity. Gene Ontology annotation, cellular component: endoplasmic reticulum membrane; Golgi membrane. Gene Ontology annotation, biological process: transmembrane transport. The transcript is spliced from 6 exons.